GGAAGGCGAGAAGCUGUGGCAGUGGGAGAUGACCAUGCGGUUUCUGCGGGGCGAGGAUAUGGAUUUCGACUACACCACCGUCGAUCACAAUGAUGAAUAUGACGAUUGGAACGAGGCGCAGGAACAGUACUUUGACGACGAGGAGCCGGAAUGGAUUGUCGAGGGCGAGGGCGGGGACAGUGGGGAUGUCAGGUCUCGGCUUCAAGGUGAGACUGGCAUUCAGGACUUUUGAGUCGCUUUACCGUGAUCAGUUGUUUUGCGGAUCCGGAUACGCCGCAGUUCGGGGCAGUCUCGGCUCGUCCCGAGCGUUAACUCGUACUUUGACCUACGAUUCUUCUCGUGCUUUCAGGCUCAGCCACUGAUGAGUAAUGACUUGCUCUUUGCGGCGCAGUUCUAUGACUGGAUUCCGUUCUCGCAUACUGCAGAGACAACGGAAGUUGACAUACUGGCGUUUGAUCCUCGUCAGAACGACUUUUCCGAGGCCUGUCAAGACCGACAUGGAGGAACAGCCCAAGCAUGCGUCAUUGAAUACCAGACCACCACGUCAUGGCUGGAGCCGAGUGGCCCUCGGCCGGCAGACGGCCGAGACCAGAUCAGGACUGGGGAUCUCCUCCACGGCUCGCUAAGAAUUGGCUUUGGCGGAGGGGUCGAUUGUCCUAGCACGCCCCUCCCCCGUGCUUGUUGCAUUAGAGCUUGGAUAUCUCUUCCGCAGGAGUCGACUGACGUAGUGAGUCACUUCCCCUUUCAGCUGCUGGGUCAGGCUGAUGCCGGACCGUGGGUAAUUGGAGCACAUGGUACACAGGUUUCCAGCGGGGAAAACCUACGGGGAAAAUUCAAGCCACGCAUAAGGAUCUUGAUCUUGUGCCGAGCCACUAUCUGUUGGUGAAUGAUUUAGGAUACAGCUUAGUGAAUGUAUGUAUAGGUACUUGGGUGAAUGCCAA
This is a messenger RNA of Aspergillus brunneoviolaceus CBS 621.78, 941 nucleotides long. RefSeq lists its product as uncharacterized. NCBI's taxonomy places the organism in Eukaryota, Fungi, Ascomycota, Eurotiomycetes, Eurotiales, Aspergillaceae. Bases 362 to 886 code for a protein of 174 amino acids. The record is from RefSeq and is a predicted model, not a curated record. The transcript has a single exon.